AUGGCUAAUCUAGUGGCCGUGAACAUAAAGAGGAAGGAUGCUGAGGUGGCCAGCCAUGGAUUCUCCCUGUUCCUUGAUCCCAAGAGGAUCAAACUGCAGGAUGAGGCAGAGAUCCCGGAGAUGAUGGAAGAAGAGGAACCACUGGCAGAUGCAGACGCCGGUGCAGCACCAGUUGUUGUGCAGGUGCAGCCAACCAUGUUGAUGCCGCCCUCACCGUCACCACUGCAGCCAACUCAGGGCCAAGAGGCUGCUGUCCUCCAUGACAGCACCGUGAGCACUGAAUCAGGGAGCAGAUCUUCAGAACCAGCAUUGGCCUCCGAACAGGCGGCGCCCAUGGCCAUGGACAUCGAGGAGGAUAGCUGGCAAUGCCAACCACCGCUGCCGCCGCAGCCACAGCCAGGCCAGCACCCUCACUUUUGGUUUCUUCUGAUGACUAGAACUCCUGAAGUGCUGUGCCACUGUUUCCAUUCAGCCUUUGUCACCUGCUAG
Molecule: messenger RNA, 489 nt
Organism: Miscanthus lutarioriparius
Lineage: Eukaryota; Viridiplantae; Streptophyta; Magnoliopsida; Poales; Poaceae
Source: the annotation of a GenBank genome assembly